This is a messenger RNA of Jatropha curcas, 2309 nucleotides long. RefSeq lists its product as uncharacterized. The record is from RefSeq and is a predicted model, not a curated record. Gene Ontology annotation, molecular function: protein binding. NCBI's taxonomy places the organism in Eukaryota, Viridiplantae, Streptophyta, Magnoliopsida, Malpighiales, Euphorbiaceae.
AGGCGAAAAAAAUAAAAAGGCGGAACUCAAAUCCUACAUUUAAAUGUACACUAAUAAUAAACCUCGCGCACGAUAAGGAGCAAUAAAGCGAAAUACAAAAUUUAGAGAGAGAAAUAUAGUUACUAGAACGUGAAAAGUACAGAGAGAAAAAAGCUUCAACGUAUAACGCAAAAACAAGCGGCGAUUUAUCGUAAUCGACGACAAGUUUUCAGAAACCCUUUGUUAAACAGCAAACAAUUCCUAGAAGUUAUCGAUCUGUUCGAUUUUAGGAACGUUUCAUAAUUCCAGAAAAUGUCUCCAGCAUCAAAGUCCAAGACCAAGUCUAAAGAUAAGGCGUCUGCAAGGGCUGCCAAGGAACAGAAGGCAUCUGACAAAUCUUCUGGAUCUACCAAUACUGCAAGUGGUACUCCUGCAAGUGCUUAUAAUCCAAUUUCUGGGACAUUUCAUACCCUAGAGAUACCAUCAGCCACCUCUUCCCCUCAUUUCCAUGACAAUGGUCGUUUCAGAAAUAUAGAUGACACAGAUGAACAUUCCAGUAGUCCACAUGGAACUGUAUCCGAAUAUGAUUCAGUGUCAAACAAUGGUAGUUGCUCUGGCGAGUCAGAAGAUCCAAAAGAUAAGACAACCAGUUCUACUCGGCAGGAAACCGUGCCUGGUUUAGAAAAUGACAGGCGAGAGAAGAUUCGUCUGAAGAAUGAGAAGAAGCACCAGCGCCAGAAAGAGAGGCGGGCACAAGAGUUGCAUGAGCGUUGCAGUGGGUAUCUGAUGUCGAGAAAAUUAGAAGCCCUUUCAGAGCAGCUUGUGGCAAUGGGGUUUUCUCAUGAACGAGCAACAUUGGCCCUUGUGUUGAAUGAGGGCAGGGUAGAAGAAUCAGUUAACUGGCUUUUUGAAGGGAAUGAAGAGGAAGCCCGCAAUAAGGACUCUAAACUUGGAACCAGCAGUAACUUAAAAAUUGACAUUAGUGAGGAGCUUGCUCAGAUAUCAGUAUUAGAGGUGAGGUACAAAUGCUCAAAGCAGGAGGUUGAAAGAGCAAUUGUUGCUUGUGAGGGUGAUCUGUUGAAGGCAGAAGAGAUCUUACAAGCACAAAAGCUGGAACAACCUGCCACUCCACUAACUUCUGAAGAGGUUACUGAUGCCAAUGAUUUGAAGAGAACGCAUGAAAAGCCCCUGUCAUCGUCAAUUACAAUACAACAGAGAAGAAAUGAGCAGGAUUUUAACUAUGCCAAAACAUCAAUUGCACUGCCAAUGUAUUCAGAACCUGGGAAUAGAAGCUUGCAGCCUCUGAAUCAGUCCAGAUCGCUGGCAGAUAAGAGGUGGACUGCUACUGGAACAAGCCCUUCUUUUUCAUUAGGUAUGGCAUCCCCUGGACAGGUGACACCUCAAUCAGCCAAAUUGGAGGUCAGGCUUGGUGUUUCUGGAAAUGAAGGGAAAAAUCAUCAGCAUAUACUGAGGGAACCAAUAGUUAUGAUGCAGCGUCGCCAAUCUAUAAAUGCCAAACAAAAUCAAGUCCCUAGCAUAAGUGCCUCACCUUCUGUAACAGCUGGAUGGUAUUCAAAUAACGGACCAGGUGUUGAAAAUGUAAGGUCAUUAGUUCCAAAUCAGAGCAGUGGAAGCCUUGGUUUGGUGAAUCAGAACUCAGAGCAGUUCUAUCAUCCAGCUUCUUAUAAAGAGAGCCCGAACUUGUUUAAUGGCCCGAUAGAUUCUGCAUCAGCAGGAUUCAGAAGUUCAUGGAAUGCAAUGAGUAAGUCUCCUGCACAUGCAGUUCCUUAUGAGCCCCAGAGUUCAUACGGUGUAGUGAGUGCAUCUUCACCUCCACUUGCAGCUCCAUCUUCCCUCGGUCUAUUUUCUGGUUGGGGUUCAGGAACGUUAGGCUCUUCGGCACAUGUGGAUUGGAAUACAGGAGUGAUGCCAGAGUUUGACUAUAACAGUAUAGAUUGGACUUUGGAUAAUAAUAUGUUAUCAUCCAAACCAAGCGGGUUGUGGCUGGGGCUUUCCUCAUUAUUGAGGAACAGUUCCGGCACAAGAAUGAACAGUAUGAAUAGUUCCUGCAUAUCAGGGUUACGGGACGCUGGGGCUACUAAAGAAACGUCAUCUUCUGCUGGUUUGCACGAGUGGACAUCGCCUUUUGCAGGGAAGGACAUAUUUAGUUUGCCUAGACAGUUUGUUACUUCUCCUUCUCCUUAGGGCUAGGGGUACCGGAGAAGGAAUGGAAGCAAUGAGGCUGGUUUAGUGGGUGUUUGGAUGCAUGUUAAUGGUUAUUUCUGUUUUCUCAGUCGUAAAUGCAUCUAUUAGCUUUUCAUUUUUCGUUA